CGCACCACCGACGAACCCUCCGGUUUCUGCGUGCGGUGCCACGUUAGUAGCGGUAGACACAAAUAUCACCAGCUACUCUCCCGACCGUGAGAGACAUCGCAGACGACACACCGUCGAACUGAGACCCGUUUCUUGCACGAAAACCACCCGCGCACGCAGCCCCCUCCUCUUCUCGCCCCGGUGUCAGGAAGAAGAAGAUAAAGAAGACAAACUCUCCACAGCCACCAUGUUGAAGUUUCUGCUCGUCUGUACUCUGGCUGUGGCCAGCAGCAGCGCUGAGAUCGCCGAGGAAGAAGAUGUCCUGGUGCUGAAGUCGGAGAACUUCGACGAGGCUAUCGGGGCUCACAAACACCUCCUGGUUGAAUUCUAUGCCCCAUGGUGCGGCCACUGCAAGGCCCUGGCCCCAGAGUAUGCCAAGGCAGCCGGCAUGCUGAAGUCCGAUGGCUCGCUGAUUCGCCUGGCUAAAGUGGACGCCACAGAAGAGGGCAAACUCGCAGAAAAGUUUGGUGUGCAGGGAUACCCCACCAUCAAGUUCUUCAAGGAUGGAAAGCCCAAAGAUUAUGCCGGUGGCAGGACGGCCUCAGAGAUCGUCAGCUGGCUGAAGAAACGCACCGGCCCACCCUUCACCACCUUGUCUGAUGUCGCUGAGGCCGAGGCUCUGCUCGAAAAAGAAGUGGUCGUCAUCGGGUUCUUCAAGGACCCCUCUUCUGACGAUGCCAAGACGUUCGUAGAAGUAGCCGAUUCCACCGACGACAUCAUCUUUGGCAUGACCUCCGACGACGCCGUCUUCUCAAAGUACGAGGUGUCCGCGGACAGCGUUGUCCUCUUCAAGAAGUUCGAUGAGGGGCGCAACACCUUUGAUGGAAAGCUGACCACAGAAAACCUCAAGGCUUUUGUCAAAGCCAACCAACUUCCUCUGGUCACCGAGUUCACAGAUCAGACCGCCCCCAAAAUCUUUGGAGGAGACAUCAAGUCCCACAUCCUCAUGUUUCUGCCCAAGUCUGGGGAAGACUUCGACGAGAAAAUUGACGAGUUUAAGAAAGCCGCAGCAGGGUUCAAAGGCAAGAUCCUGUUCAUCUUCAUCAACAGCGACGUGGAAGACAACCAGCGCAUCCUGGAGUUCUUUGGCCUGAAGAAGGACGACUGCCCAGCCAUCCGCCUCAUCACCCUCGAGGACGAGAUGACCAAGUACAAGCCAGAGAGCGAAGUCAUCACAGCAGAGAGCAUCACUGAUUUCUGCACUCGCUUUGUUGAUGGCAAGGUCAAGCCUCACCUCAUGAGCGAGGAUAUCCCCGAAGACUGGGACAAAAACCCAGUUAAAGUGUUGGUGAGCAAGAACUUUGAAGAGGUCGCUUUCAAUCCCACCAAGAAUGUCUUUGUGGAAUUCUAUGCACCUUGGUGUGGACACUGCAAACAGCUGACUCCCAUCUGGGACAAGCUGGGAGAGAAGUACAAGGACCAUGAGAGCAUCAUUGUGGCAAAGAUGGACUCCACAGCCAAUGAGCUCGAAGCAGUCAAAGUCCAGAGCUUUCCUACUCUCAAAUUCUUCCCCGCGGGACCUGAACGCAAGGUUGUUGACUACAACGGCGAGAGAAUGCUCGACGACUUCGUCAGAUUUCUGGAGAGUGGUGGCAAGGACGGCGGCGCUCCUCCAGCAGACGAGGACGAAGAUCUGGAUCCAGAGGACUUUGAUCUAGAUGGACAGGACGAGGAGUCCGAUGGCGAGGACGGAGGCGACGACGACGGACACGAUGAGUUGUAGGAGCUGCCAGAGGAGAGAGGGAGAGAGGAGUCGAGUCCCGCCCCCCAACCCUUCAAACUAGUCACCAUCACUACCUUCACUUCCUUGUGGACCUUCCCUGUCCUGUGAACAUUAAUACUUCCCCUUUAACUGCCUCUCAGUCACUCAGAGAGGACUCUGUGGAACAGCACACCACCACCACCUUUAUGAGAGACUCCAAAGCCUUCUCUAUGAAGUCGGCUGUUUGCCUUCAAUGUUUAGAAAAAAAGAAGAAAAAAACAGGCAAUGAAAGAGUUUUCAAAACGUUUUCCUUGAUAAAUUUUCUCCCCUUUCCUAAAAACAACAAAAAUCAUGUCACCAUUGUUCAGUGUGGGUCUGAGAUAAAAGUAGUCGUAUCUGUAGAUAAGUGUAUGCAUGUGGGGGGGGGGGGGGGCACAGUGUUUCUUUCCCUCUGAUAGGAAAACGGAGGACCAGAGUCUUGUGUGUGGUGGUUUUGGUAAGAACUGAACUCUCAGGGGACAAAAGAGGCUUUUUUGUGUGCGUUUUAUUUUGUUGCGUCGUCACUAAAAAAACCAGCCCAGAGUUUGUUCAGUGUGGAACACGAGGCCCCACGUUUGUCGCUGAGACCAAUAAUCUUCUUUCUUAUGGCAGGUGAAGGGGAAGUGUUUUUUUUUUUUUUUUUUUUUUUGUUUUAUUUCCCCUGAUUCCCAAAUCUACGUCCUGUUUUCGCGCUCUCUUCAUUUCCACUUGGCUACUGACUAUUUUGGGGGGGAAAUCCUUUUUUAUUUAAUUGCUUUCUCAAUGAGGUUUGUUUUUGUUUAUUUUUAAUUUAGGACUUGUCAUUUUUUUAUUGAUGUACCUUGUGUGGGGGGGGCCCUGUUGGGGCAGAGUUGGCCCUUGGACACUCCCUCAGACCUGGGGGGGGGGGUUGGUUUUUCAGACCAGCUCUGAGGUGGCACUGCAUUCAUGCCUAGUCAGAGAUUCAUCGUGGUUACUUAAGCAGAAAAGAGAUUGGUUCUGUGUCGGGUUGGUCUGAGACGCGUCUGUCGAUCGUGAGGCGGGGGAGGGAACAGUUGCACAGCCCCACCUCUCACCCAUACUUGCACCUCCACCAUCUCCCGUGGCUCCACCGAACACCCUCGAUGUCGCCGUGUGUGUCUGCGUGAGCGAAUGGUGCGAAACUGGGACGAGACGAAUGCGUGCGUGUGUGUGUGUGGGGGGGGCAUUGAGGAGCAGCUUGAGUGGAACAAGGUGAUGGGUUUGACAGCUGUACAGCUGUCGGGGAGGGGGGGGGCGUGAAAUUAAUGAAGCAUUCCAUCAUAUCCAAAUGUGGUAAACGUGAAAUGGUGGCCAAUAAACAAAACAUUAAAACAA
Messenger RNA from Solea solea (common sole), 3115 nucleotides. RefSeq names its product prolyl 4-hydroxylase, beta polypeptide (gene p4hb). Lineage: Eukaryota; Metazoa; Chordata; Actinopteri; Pleuronectiformes; Soleidae. Gene Ontology annotation, cellular component: endoplasmic reticulum. The record is from RefSeq and is a predicted model, not a curated record. The transcript is spliced from 11 exons. Gene Ontology annotation, molecular function: protein disulfide isomerase activity. Gene Ontology annotation, biological process: protein folding; response to endoplasmic reticulum stress. The coding region runs from base 227 to 1762 and encodes 511 amino acids.